Molecule: messenger RNA, 837 nt
Organism: Silurus meridionalis
Lineage: Eukaryota; Metazoa; Chordata; Actinopteri; Siluriformes; Siluridae
Gene: rpain
Product: RPA interacting protein
Exons: 7
Coding region: 87-758 (223 amino acids)
Biological process (GO): protein import into nucleus
Cellular component (GO): nucleus; PML body
Source: RefSeq, a predicted model, not a curated record
UGGAGCGCGGAAAGCGGAAGUGGAAUUGGCAGGAAUGGUUUGAUACUCUCUAAACAGUCAGCAAUAAUUGCACAUAUUUGUAAACUAUGGACGCGUUACAAAGGCACAGGUCUCUUUAUAAGGGCACAACUCCACCAUGGAAGGAAACAUACAGAAAGCGUUGUGUGGAACGGUUGAAGAACAGCCGCUCGAGAUUGUUGGAGAAGUAUCGUCAGAUAGGCGAUGCCACAAAGGGCUCUCUGCUCGUCCAGGAGGUGAUGGAGAUGGAGUGGAACGCCUUGCAGUCGGCAAACCAAAGACUGCCUUCGCUGUGGAAGAGAGACGGUGUCAGUGAUAUGUACAGAGAUGUGCAGGAACAGGAUGAAUUGGCUGUUCUAGAGGAAAUCCAACAAGAGCUUAUAUCUCAAGAGCUUGCAAUUAUUGAGGAAUACCACAAAAGCCAGCAGUUUGAAGAAAAGUACUUUAACUCUGUUGUGGAGGGUAUGGAGGAAGAAGGAAAGCUCAUCUGCCCCAUGUGUCAUGCGAAUAAUCUGACCGUGAACAGCCACUUUACCUCAUGUCCAUGUGGCCUUUAUAUCAACACAAUGGGAAGGAGUAUUACGGCAGAUGUGCUCCGGCGUCUGCUUGAGAUGAGAGUCACGGAACAUCUGGAAGAGUGCCUUCAGAACCCCGUGUUCUCAGUCACCUCAAAUGCGGACAGAGCCGGAAACCUUAUGAUGAGCUGCAAGGUGUGUGAUUAUCUCUCUAUUGUCUUGUGAGCAACUCCGGUACAACGGCCUUUGUGUGCUUUUCAGUGUUUUAUUUCUGUGAAAUAAAGAGAUCAUUUAUUUAACAUUA